AUGGCUAGGGUGCUGCCUUCAUCGCUGACCCCCCACAUAUGCAUUCUUCCUUCUCAAGACCUUGAAGAGCUCCUUCAGUCUUCUGUCCUACCUUCCCUCCAUCAUAUAUUGCAGUCCUUUUCACCAUUACCACAAGUCACAACUCGCACUACUACUUUGACCACUGUGCCCCAUGCAUCAUUUGCACUUCGCUUUUCUGACUUGACGGAAAUCGAGUCCGCUUGUCGCGAAGAUGAGGAACAACGCGCCACACGAACCAUUGACUGGAUCGGUGACCGUAUCAGCAAACGCUGCGCCAAAUGGGUAGAUGAUUUCGAAAAGAUGAACGAUCGAGAUGUUGCAAGAACGCCUUGGUGGGAUGAAUUGAGACGUUGUGCCGAAGGAGAUCACAUCCCGGCUAGAGAUGAGGGGUGGAACCAUCCAAUGUCAAUAAUAUUAGCAGUCUCUACUACAGCCCCGAAUCCGUUGCAAGCAAUCACGGCCUUACAUUCCCGAACAUUAGACUUUCCAUCAUGGGUAGACGUCACACAUCUCAUUUACACCCUUAUAAUUCAUCCCAAGAACUCUCCGCUCUCUGACGAAGAAGCAGGCGCACUCUUCAAUGCCGUUAAGAAACAAUAUGGUCUACACACUUACCUUCUCUCUCUCGAGCUUCCAUCCCCUCCGCCACCCCCCGUAUCUAUUCCAGCACUCGUUCCUCGAUUACCGCCACCUACAAUUUCCAACGGUUCUGCCGAUGCCGUGCGCCCUGAGCUAAAGACUACACAGACGGUCCCAUUGAAUACUCUCAGGAUGUCUGAACAAGAUAUCCAACAAACAGCCAGAUUUGCACGAGAAUUCGUCACCAUGAACUUGGUUCCAUGGAUGGAGAAAUAUGUGAUAGAAUGGAACGAAACAGUGAGCAUCAACAAAUUCCCCUCCAAAUACCUUACUGAGUCCCUUCACCAGUAUUCCUCGAGCCGAAGGCUACCGUCACGCUUGUUCUCAUCGACGCGUCGGCUUUUUGGAACUUCUUCUGCAACCCCAGUGCACUCCUCUACACCUCUGCACACACGUUCGAGCACAUACACCGCACCUCAGUCCCCACUAUCUGGUUCCACCAUCCCUCCACCAUCCCAGCAACGACGCUUAGCUGAGUUUGCAACAAUCCUUGGUGACUUCAAACUAGCAGUUGCUGUUUGGGAAUCAUUGCGGAAGGAAGGGAAAGGAGGCUCCGAUAUCCUCCCUUUGCUCAUCUCUCCCUCGCCAGCUGUGCAGCUCCACGUCUCUCAUGCUUUGAAUAUCAUCUACCCCCAAAGCGCUGAGCUUCAUUCACAUGCACAAUUACGCGCCUUGCUAUAUGCUGUGCGAUGGGAAUCGACGCUCACCAUUGGCGACUUCCUAAGUGAUACCCUCGAGGGCGAGCGAUGGCUUGUCUGGGCUGCAGGCAACGCAGAAGAACCACCAGCAGCCCUCUUGUUAGCUCAUGCUGCACUCCUCAGUGUUCGGAAGAAUGCAAAACGGCGAGCAGCGCUGUGGUAUUUCUUCGCUGCAAAUCGCCUGGAGAAAUGUGGCAUUAAACCGUUAACUAUGUAUUUCCUUCGGAGAGCCCAUGAAUUGUCCCUCUCCCGACCGGAAAAACUCUUAUCGCCGUCAUUCUGGAUGUCCGAAAACAAACAACCAUCAGACUUUGAAGGCUUUGAUGCUGUCAUGUCCGGUAUUGAGCAUCCGCUUGGAAGAUUGCUGUAUACCACUGGGGACGUGCCAGGCGCUCAUCAUCCUUCUCCACUCGCUCAACUCUCCAGUCAUACCGUGGACAUCACGACGGAUCCGAGCAACUCGGACAAGGUGUUUUUGGAGGACUUCCAGGUUGCUAUUUCGCACUUGAAGUCGAUAUCUGGGGAGCAAGCACGCCUUGAGGAUGUUAAGCUGCCGCUUCGUUUCGUUGUCCCAUCGCAAACCUGCGUUCGUUUAGCUCGAGACUCUGUCGAGGGCGAACAGUCCGAGUGGGAGACUCGUGAAGAGAUUUGGUCGUCCUUCUGGAAGCAUCGAGGCAAGGAGAAGCUUGAACGAAGUGGAAAUGCUGCUGUAGAAGAGGCAUUCUGGGUUGAUAUCACCCUGUGCAAUCCCCUCGAUACAGAGGUCACUUUGGCUAAUCCAACGGUGAUAGUCGAAUCGUCUUCGGAGACGCUGCCUGGAUUCGAGAUAACAUCACAAUUGAGACUGUUGAGGAUACUAUCCUCUCUGCCAACGAAUCGCGCACAGUUAGUGGUACCAAUCUCCAUCGCCAUUAAGGCUUCCAAACCAGCAUCACUGGUUAUCACAGGCGUCGCUUAUGACUUCCUGGGUCUCCUUCCAACGGUGGAAUCGCUAGCACGCCGCGACAGACAAUCACAUACGCGGCCUGACGAGCUCUUGAAGCUCGAUGUAGAAGAGGCCAGCCAAGAGCUCGCGGUGGCGUUUGUGGACGAUGGACCGCUUGUGCUUGCUGAAGGAGAGUGUAAGUGGAUGAAGCUGUUGAUAUCGAAUGCUGGUUCGAGGGAUAUUGGUGAGGUGUGGGUUGUGCCUGGUGCUGAGGACCAAAUCUGGAUCGAACCUUUGGGUAGUGGGGAAGGUGCUCAUGCUGAGCUAGGUUCAGCUACGGGCAUGGCAUGGAAAACAUGGCAGUCCGAUAAUAAGAUUGUUCCACCAACUCCAUACAGUAUACCACUCACAGAGAAACUCGUGACGUCUGGGAGCACCGAAGUCACGGUUGUUUUACAUGCAGGUUGCAAGCGGAAACAGGACUUGUCGCUCCUCUUCAUUUAUCGCGAGGCACAAGGCAGCCCGUUCCAUUGCACGCGUGUCACAAGGAGUUAUGAGGUCGUCCAAUGCCUUCAGAUCUCUACUGCCUCGCACCCGAGUCACUCGCUAGAUCAUUCGUUCUCGUUAAGCCUGGACCUCACUAACAUCUUAUCUUCGAGUAAUGUGGAGAUCAACCAAGUGACAACGAUCAGCGCUAGUUGGUCAUGUUCUCCCCUCGCUGAACUCCGGCCUGAGCCUUUGCGUCCGUCUCAAUCAGCGCGUAUAUCGUUUGGCGCCACCUCCACCGGCGAUUGUACGAGUGUGAAUGCAGUCUCAGCAUUCGUCUCGAGGAAACUGAGCAACGUGCUGCAUGGUCAAGUUCUCGCGCCUGACGACCCCCCACCGCUGGAGCUCCUCUGCGGACAUGUCUCCCAGCGGAUAGCCGUCUCUCGCUCGCUCGCUCAAUCGCACCCACGAAUACCCACAUCAUCUCAUCCUAGCAUCUUCCCACUGUACAACCCCCUCUCUGUAGAUUUCGUCGUGUUCUGGAAGAUUCCUUCUGAGCAGCGUUCCGGUCAUAUCCUUGUUUCUGAUAUUACUCUUGGUGCAAGUCAUGCUGCACUUCGAGGAGUGCUCGAGGGUGUGGAGAGCGCCAAAGUCAAGCGGAGCAUGUAUGCUGAGACACAACGGGAGAAAGUGGAGAUGCUGCAAGCUAUCCGGGAUAGCGAGUGGAACGCUGAGAUGAACCCGAUUGUUGUGAUCGUGAAGGAUGGUUUGGUGAUAGAGCAUGAUUUCAGCCAGGGGGUUUGCUUGACUCAUGUGGAGUUUACGAUUCGUAACCAUUCCUUGUCCCAUCCGUCGCGCUUUGUUCUUAGACUUGACCAUUGUCAACAAUCAUCGUCUGUAUUAUCAACUGACAGCGUCUGUAGACAUCAUCUCCCUGCACCAUAUUGUGGCCGGACGACCUUCAGGGGACUUCUGGAGCCGUUGCAGACAACAUCUGUCCUCGCCCAGUUGUGCGCUACUUGUCCAGGAACGUACGCACUGUCAGGCUGGCGGUUGGAGACUGAGGUAGGCGAACCUGGCACAGAGGAUGGGUUAUGGCAAGUAAGACACCGUUACGAGCAAAGGGCGGCUGCGGACAAUUCUUCAUCAAUCGUUAUAUCGGAUCUCUCGUGA
Molecule: messenger RNA, 3942 nt
Organism: Suillus subalutaceus
Lineage: Eukaryota; Fungi; Basidiomycota; Agaricomycetes; Boletales; Suillaceae
Product: ER-golgi trafficking TRAPP I complex 85 kDa subunit-domain-containing protein
Exons: 19
Coding region: 1-3942 (1313 amino acids)
Biological process (GO): protein localization to phagophore assembly site; endoplasmic reticulum to Golgi vesicle-mediated transport
Cellular component (GO): phagophore assembly site; cytoplasmic vesicle; TRAPPIII protein complex
Source: RefSeq, a predicted model, not a curated record